Messenger RNA from Sesamum indicum (sesame), 1794 nucleotides. It is a transcript of the gene IQD22, whose product is annotated as IQ-domain 22. Lineage: Eukaryota; Viridiplantae; Streptophyta; Magnoliopsida; Lamiales; Pedaliaceae. The record is from RefSeq and is a predicted model, not a curated record. Gene Ontology annotation, molecular function: protein binding.
UAAAAACAAAACCUUUCACUCUUACACCUAUUAAAACUCCCCACCAUUUUCGCUUCUCUCUCUCUCUCUCUCAUGAUGCUCUGUUCUUCUUCUACUACAAGCCAUUUUCAUCUCUGAAUCGCCGACGUUGCGAAUGGGCAAAGCCUACAAGUGGUUCAGAAGUCUCCUCGGCCUCAAGAGCAUCGACCCAGCCCACAAUCAGAAACCGUCGCCCAAGAAGAAGUGGAGUUUUGCCAAGUCCCACAAGGGAAAGGAUCCUCUCAAGCCUCUGCAGCACGCCGUCGUUCCGGGUGCCCACAACGAUGAUGAAGCCAGCAAGCACGCCAUCGCGGUGGCUGCUGCCACCGCUGCAGUUGCUGAGGCUGCUGUGGCCGCGGCUCAGGCUGCUGCUGCUGUUGUCCAGCUGACAAGCAGCGGCCGGAAUAUUUCUGUGGCGGGGAGUGUUGGCGACGAUACCGCUGUGGCAAGUGUUACUCAAAGUGGCGCAGGUUACGGGAGCCGAGAGGAGUGGGCCGCUGUUACGAUUCAGUCCCAUUUUCGUGCUUAUCUGUCAAGAAGAGCUUUACGGGCACUGAAAGCAUUGGUCAAGCUUCAAGCACUGGUCAGAGGUCACCUUGUGAGGAAGCAAACUGCAUAUGUUCUAAAACGGCUGCAGGCACUUCUAAGAGCACAAGUGAGAGCUCGGACAGGCCGAAUUCUGAUUUCUGAAUCCCCACAUUCGAACACAAAGCCCUCUCAGUUCAACUACCCGGGGCCGGGAACUCCUGACAAAUUUGAGCAUGUUGUGCGGGCAAGGAGCAUGAAGCAUGACCAUUUGAUGAUGCUUGAGAGAAAUGGUUCAAAAUCAACUGGCAGUGUGAACUAUGAUCCAGAAAAACAGCGUAUUUGGAUGGACAGCAGAAUGGGCGAAAGAUUGUGGGAACAAGCAUCUUUUACCAGAACUCUUCCCCCAGAAGAUGACAGAGCUUACAAGAUUCUUGAAGUGGAUACUGGGAAUCCGAACUCUAUGUCCAGACGCAGGAGCCUCUUCUAUUCAUCCCAUCUUAGCAUGGGCUCAGACCAGAACUGUCAAAGCUUUUCUACAUCAAAGGACUCAACAACCCGUCAAUCAGUUCUGAGUCCAUCAUCAGGUGAAGCUCAAUCUUUGAGCCCUCUGAAGUUUGUACAAGACGUCGAUGAAAGUGCUUUCUGCACUGCCGACAAUAGUCCCACAUUCUUAUCGGCAUCAUCAAGAGGUGGAAGCUCUAAGAGGGGGGCAAUAUUUACCCCUGCCAAGAGCGAUGGAACAAGAAGCUGUCUUAGUGGUUACUCUGAUCAUCCAAACUAUAUGGCUUACACUGAAUCAUCAAAAGCUAAGGUGAGAUCCCUCAGUGCCCCAAAACAACGUCCUCAGUUCGAGAGAUCGAGUUCUACGAAGAGAUACUCAGUUCAUGGAUGUGGUGAUUCGAGGCCUGCCCAGAGGGUUUCUGCACUGCAUGCCAAUUUCACCAACAAAGCUUAUCCAGGAUCUGGCCGCCUGGACAGGCUUGGGAUGCCCAUUAGAGGCGAUCUUGCUGGACCUACUUGCAGUCAUUGGCACAGAUCUUAGUAGGUUUCAGUUUCUCUUGGUUGUUCACUAAUUACUAAUGCGGCAAGUUAGAAUACCUUUACCCAGCCUGCUAUGAUCGUUUCGUCUUCAUGUAGAUCACAGUUAACGUUGGAUUUCAAGAAUAAUGCAUUGGCAAUUUGUAACUGCAAAGAACUGACUCCUAUUUUAUCAUGGUACCCAAUUUAUAGGAUGUUUUUUACUCCCCA